CCUCUGAUCAGCUGACCUCUUCUUGUUCUCUCAGCUCUCGUAGUAAAUCUUCCCUCUGUUGGGUUCAACACCUCUGUUUCCACUGGGCUCUAACAUUUGUCUAUGUAACAUAUAAAUGCAUCUAAAACAAUGUCUCAGUCUGCGUUCAGAAGAAGUGUUCAUGAGAAUAAUAACGAAAAGUCAGGGGAUUGCCACAGAGAGAAUAAAAGCUAAUAUUACACAUCACUUCAACAGGUAACAGAGGAGAUUAAGUCAUUGUUAGGAAGUGACUCCAUCAUUACCACCGGAAGAAGAUGCUAUAUUCAUUUUUAAGACGCAGCGCAUCAGACAGUUUGACAUUUGAGAGUGUGGGACCGAGAGAGAAGCACGAUGGAUCAGAUCAGAUGGAUUAUAAUGUCUUCAUUUCUGAUGCUGCUGGUUCAGUUUACAGCAGCAGCUUGGAAGUAUUCCUCCUCCACUGUCAGAGUUGGAGAUGAAGUCACUUUGUCUUGUGGAAAUGUGACAGAUGAUCAGGAGAAGUGUAACAGUAUUGACUGGCUCUUCACUGGUUCAGGAAACACAGUGUUGCUGUUUGAACAUGGGCAGAUUCAGGAAGAAGCCAAAACUAAAUCAGACAGACUGAGUGUUACAGAGAACUGUUCUCUGGUUAUAAAGAAGGUCACAGAUGAGGAUACUGGUCGUUACAUCUGCAGACAGUUCAGAUCAGGACAUUAUUAUGGUUUAGACACAGUUUAUCUGUCUGUUGUUACCAUGACUGAACAGAAGAACGAUGAUACGGUCACCUUGAUCUGCUCUGCGUCGAGAUAUAGGUGUGACCACACAGUGAAGUGGCUGUAUGAGGGUGAUGAGACUGACAUGGAGACAACACAGCUUUCCUGUUCAGCCACUGUGACAUUUACAACAUCUCACCUUCAUCAGAAGUCAAAGUAUUACAAGUUAUUGAAAUGUGAAGUGUCAAACGUUUUGAUUGGAGAAGGGCAGCUGUUCAGCUUCAUCCCUCCUCAGUCCUCAGGUGAGAAACCAGGUGAUGAUGCAACAACUACAAUAUCUCCGAUGACAACAGGAAAUAAAUGGACAUCAGAAGAGACAAACAACACGGCAUCUGAAAACAACAAUCAAACUAAACCAGAAGGUGAUGAUGCAACAACUACAAUAUCUCUGACUACGAAUAAAUCACCAAUGACAACAGGAAAUAAAUGGACAUCAGAAGAGACAAACAACACGGCAUCUGAAAACAACAAUCAAACUAAACCAGAAGGCUGGUGGAGGAUCAUCGUCGUGUCUCUGGGUUUAGCAACACUCAUAAUAAGUGUUGUGGUGGUCAACAUAUGGACAAGAGCUAAAGGGAACAAAACACAGACGGACGAUAACAUUGUGAGUUUAAACAGCAGAUGAUAACAUUUCUAUACA
Molecule: messenger RNA, 1410 nt
Organism: Sander lucioperca (pikeperch)
Lineage: Eukaryota; Metazoa; Chordata; Actinopteri; Perciformes; Percidae
Exons: 7
Coding region: 370-1395 (341 amino acids)
Biological process (GO): interleukin-15-mediated signaling pathway; T cell activation; positive regulation of ERK1 and ERK2 cascade
Cellular component (GO): membrane raft; external side of plasma membrane
Molecular function (GO): protein tyrosine kinase binding; MHC class II protein binding
Source: RefSeq, a predicted model, not a curated record